GCAUGCAAGAUAUCCAUCUGACUGUUCUUAAAAGGGAUAGUUCAAAGCCACCAGUCCACCGCAACUCUUGCCAGUCUAUGCUGGACCCUGUGGUCAGUGAUGACUCUGAUUUGCCGACAAAUCCUAAAGAUGCGGAAGCGCUGAAAGAUAAAGACUUCAGAAGACUUACUGCAGCUCAUGAAAGUAAUGUCCUCUCACUUGAGCCAACUUACAGAGCUCGUUUAAUGUUAAAGAGGGAAGGAGAAGAUCUUAUCCAGAACAGUGCAGCACCCUUGAUGCUGUCUAAUUCGACAGUGUGUUUCCAUCAGACGGUUUCUCAAGCUGCAGAAUCCAACAGACAACCCAAAGGAGAGUAUGAUACCUUGAAAGAACAGCCAUCAUUCCUUUCCCCAUCUACAGUGCCAUGCCAAUCAACUAUUAAUGCUACAGGACAAUUAGAUGGUUCUGAAAGUACUAAGCAUUGUGUUUUAGGUCAGAUUUGUACUGUGGCAUCAUUUGCCAAAUCGGCCAAUUUCGAUGGGACCCCAAAUGAGAUGAUGGAUACACUCAAUUUGUCAGAGCAACUGGUGUCUACUGAACAAUUCAUAGAUAAAUUAAACCCAGACCAUCAGUGUACUGAUGUAUCAGAGAGUAAGUGUGAUGUGUUAGUGAUCAAAGCGGGUAAUGCUAAGCCGGGACCAAUGUGCAAUGGGAAUCUUGUUACCGAUGAAAAUAAAUCUUUCAAGAAAUGUUUCGUUCAAACAAAGGAAACCUGUGGGAAUAUUGCUGGUCAUGCUGAUUGUGGGGACCAGAAGCCACCAAGUGAACCAGGUACCAACCCUGCAGUGAUCAAAAUAACCGAUCUGAGAGCAAAAGAGGAUGAUUUGAAUGAUCCCGAUCAUGAAAGGGUUCCAGCUAACAACUUUUCUUUGGUGCAGCCUGCAGAAAGCAAAGAAGUAGAACUCUACCGUGAUAAGAAUUCCAGCAAGCACUUAAUUCACAGUUUGGAGCCUAGGACUAAUCAAAAUAAUUUAGUUCAGUGUCCUAAUCGAACACCAAGUUUGCCAAAUAUGCAAGAUUCAGACUUGACAGACAUUACAUUACUGGGGCUGCAAGAAAUUACGAGAAAGAGCACUGAUACUAUUAAUAAUGCUGAUUUAAUACCCUCACCAUUUUUGUAUGUUAAUGUGAAUAAAGGGACGCAGAUGACAGGGUCUGAUAAGUUCAUAUCAAAGGCAGAUCUUGCUGUCAGACCAAAGUCUUCCAGUUUUCUUAAAAGGGCUCUGUCCAGUCACCAGUGUGAUAAGCAGAAGCCAAGGAAACAAGUAAGUGUUGGUACUGACUCCACUGUUUGUGUUGGCAAUGAGUCUUGGUCCACUACAGUGGCCUCCAAGGACAAUAAAGAUGAAGAUGAGGACAUAAGUGAUCAUACUAGUUUCGGCAGCACCUCAAGUUUGCAAUCUCAUCAUAAUCUUUCAAUAGAAACCUCUUCCAGUACUAAUUCGCAGACCUAUUGUUCCCCAGAUCACACUCAUCACAACCACCAAAAUUCAUAUCGAUCAUCCAAUUCCAGAGCUGUAUCAGACUCCUUCUUGAAAGUUGUGCAUUGUCUAAUAGAAAACCAGAGGCAGCAUGAAGAGCAAGCUGUGACCGAUUGCUCCCUGCAAACGCAUAUCACGAUGCUUAGUGCAAAUGGAGGAGCAGAUGUGGUCUUGAGCAGAACAUCCAGAGGAAGUACUAGCAAUCAGGGAAGAACAUUAACCACUUCAAAGUCAGAUCUAGAGGCCAAAGAAGGGCAGAUCCCAAAUGAGUCAAACUUUAUAGAGUUCAUUUCCUUGCUGGAAUCAAUUAAUAGUUCAAGAAUUAAUGCAGCAAGCUGGACAGGUGAUUGUCGAGAGGAGGGUGCCAUGGGUGGAGCCCAUCAUGUCAAAGAAGACCAAGAGAACGCUGAAGGAAGAAAACAGAGCUUUUAAUGAGGAUUGGGGACUGCAAUAUUAUUUUGUGUCCGCUAAAGAUAGGAUGAUUUGCUUGCUUUGUGAUACUGCAAUAUCAACAUUGAAGAAAUAUAAUGCUUAUCAGCAUUAUGCCACUCAUAAGGACCACAAAUAUUUCAAAUUAGAGGGAGAGGUGCGGAAGGUUGCAUUGCAGAAAUUAAAAGAUGAAAAGCAAUAGCAAAGACAGUUAUUUCGAGCAGUAUUAAGACCUGGAAAAAUUGCCACUGAAGCAACAUAUAAAGUAGCUUAUAUACUCGGGAAAAGGGGGAUGCCUUUCAGCGAUGUGGAAAUAGUAGGGUGUUUCGACCCCGAUAAUGUUCCAAAGUAAGAACAACUGCCGUGAAUUUAAACUGAAUUUGGUUAAUUUAGUGAGUGUAUGUACAGACGGUGCACUUUCCAUGAC
Messenger RNA from Chiloscyllium plagiosum (whitespotted bambooshark), 2376 nucleotides. NCBI's taxonomy places the organism in Eukaryota, Metazoa, Chordata, Chondrichthyes, Orectolobiformes, Hemiscylliidae. The record is from RefSeq and is a predicted model, not a curated record.